Astyanax mexicanus (Mexican tetra) is the source of this 886-nucleotide messenger RNA. It is a transcript of the gene asic2, whose product is annotated as acid-sensing (proton-gated) ion channel 2. Gene Ontology annotation, biological process: sodium ion transmembrane transport. The record is from RefSeq and is a predicted model, not a curated record. Lineage: Eukaryota; Metazoa; Chordata; Actinopteri; Characiformes; Acestrorhamphidae. Gene Ontology annotation, molecular function: ligand-gated sodium channel activity. The transcript has 3 exons. Bases 128 to 886 code for a protein of 252 amino acids. Gene Ontology annotation, cellular component: membrane.
GAGCAGCUCGCCAGUUGUUGGCUGUCGGCGCGUGGGUACGGCGUCAGGAGGAAGCGGAGGGUGAGCGCGCGUGGCUCCGUCUGCAUGCACGAGAGAGGUGUGAGUGUGGGUAAAUGCACUGGCACUGAUGAUGGAGCUAAAGGACAGCUGUGGCAGUGAGGGCAGCCACGAGACGGACAGUGGGGUUAUGGGUAGUCUUGGAGGCCCGUCAUCCUGGGACUCGUUCGCCCAGCGCAGUACGUUGCAUGGACUGCGCUUUGUUUUCCCCCACUCUUCCUCAUCGUCCCGUCGCUCUGCCCUGCGCCGGCUGAUCUGGAGCGCCGCCCUUCUGGCCUGCCUGGUGUUGUUGGUUCUGGAGAGUGCCGAGCGGGUGGCCCACUUCCUCCAGUACCCUCAUGUGACCAGCGUGGAUGCUGUAGUGUCCGGCAGCCUGGUGUUCCCAGCCGUCACUGUCUGCAACCUCAACGCCUACCGCUUUACGCGACUGACCCGUAACGACCUGUACCACGCCGGAGAGCUGCUGGCCCUACUGGAUGUGCACCUUCAGAUCCCUGAGCCACAUCUGGCUGAGCCCCACGUUCUGACCUUCCUCACCGAGAAAGCCAACUUCAGCAACUUCAGGCCCAAGCCCUUCAGCAUGCGCGAGUUCACCGAGCGAGUGGGACACGACCUGAAGGAAAUGAUGCUUUACUGUCGCUACCAGGGUCAGGAGUGCAGCCAUCGGGACUUCAAAACCGUGAGUAUCUGCUGGGGACUUUUGCUAUUUGCUGCUAUCAAAGCUGAUCCGUUUAGUGAGUCGGGACGAGGCUCAGCCUCAUUCAGGGAACAGAGCUGGUGGGUCACCUCAGGUUCCACAGGCUUCAUCGCCCUUGAGCACCUGAGGUGA